AUCGUCAGUACUUACAAAUUAGAUAUUAAUUAACAUAGAAAUACAAAUACAUAAAAACAAACUGAAAUAAUAAAGCAAUACUCAAUAUAAAUUUGUUAAGUGGGCAACAAAACAGAGUUUUAAAGCAUGGGGAGCAGCAAGAAAUGAUACACCGUGUCGUUUUUAUAUAAAAGAAAACCAUUUCAUGUUUUGAGUUUUUAAGUAAAUAAUUGUGAUGUCAAAAUGUAUUUUCCUAUAGGAUGGCCGAAAGUUUUGAGAAAUCUGGCUACAGAUUCUCAGGCGUUUAAACAAAUCGUAUCUAAUAGGGAUAAAAUACUUUUUGCCUCUCUAAGUGACGAAUCUUUUGUAGUGUGGUUCUGUAAGCCUAGUGUCUCAAUUGUGUACCACAAACGCAAUGCAGAGUCUUUGCAAAGACUUGGUAUUAAUGUGGGUGUGGAAUGGAAACCAGAUUCGUCUAUGAUAUGUAUUUCAACAUCAGAAGGCCAUUUAAUUUUAUACAAUGUGGAGGUACAAAGUGACCAGCCUGCAUACCAGCAAUUUGAUCCUCCUACUGCUAGUUUACGAAGAGAUUCGGCUGAAUUAUUUAUUAAAGAAGUCAUACCCUCACUAAAAAUAACCUUGUUUAAAGAAAUCCUAGUCUGGGAUGGUCAGAUCACUCGAAUGUGUUGCAUAUCGGGCACUGAAAUCCUCGUGUGUACGACGCGAGCACAUCUCCUACGGUAUAGAUGGGAUGGAUCACAGAAUAGAGAUUAUUGCCUUGAUUUAGGAAGGAUACCAUUUUCAAUAAACCAACAAGUAUCGAAAGCUGAACCAAUAUUAGAAGAUAAUACACAUGUGAAUGAUAUAGAAUAUUCACCGUUGGUAUGUGGGUUUGGUAUUACUUUAAAUGAUGGAAGAGCGGCUUAUCUCACAGCACCAAAUCUUAAAUUCGAUCCUAAUGCAGUACAAGGAAUAUGGGCGCAAGGGAUAGACGAUGCGACUUGCGCGCGAGUGAAUCAUAAAUUUAGAUUAAUUGCAAUUGGAAGGAAGAAUUCUCAAGUGGAUGUAUUUACGAUAGACGAAGUAACAGGUGGUCUCGAAUUAUCUCACACUAUGGUACUCAGUUCUAAAGAUUUUCCGGGCGAUCCGGGGCCAGUGAAAUGUAUGAGAUGGACUGGCGACGGUCGAGCAGUGGCCGUGAGCUGGGAGCGAGGUGGUCUCUCAGUUUGGAGUACAUUUGGUGCGUUACUGAUGUGUUCCCUGGCCUGGGACUAUGGUCUCAACCAGGACUUAGCUAGCCACAAUCCACUAGUUGUGGCCAGCAUGGAAUGGGCGACAGAAGGAUAUCAAUUGUGGAUGGUGAAAAUGGAAGAAGACUCAAAGUCCAGUCUAAUUCAAAUGGACUUUGUAAAGAGUCCACUUAGUGUAAAUCCUUGUAUGAGCAACCAGAGGCAUCUCUAUUUGCAAGCGGACGACAAAUUGUAUGUUAACCUGGAGGACAACUUGACGAGGCGUACAAAAAUAUCCAUCAUUGAUUCAUCUUCAGACGCAUAUCAGGAGAAUGGGCAGGAACAGCCCGUGAACCCGCGCCAAGAGUUCGUAAACAGUGCGAAGUACAAGGAGUUUGUUGACGACAAUGAGUGCAGAAAGCAAUGGAUUGUUAUUCAGCUGCCGGCUACGUAUAUUGCUAGUAAUUGGCCAUUGAGGUACAGCGCGAUAGACGAGGCGGGCGAGACGAUAUGCGUGGCGGGGCGCACCGGCCUCGCGCACUACAGCCGCGCCGCGCGCCGCUGGAAGCUGUUCGGCAACGAGGCGCAGGAGAAGGACUUCGUGGUCACCGGCGGCAUGCUCUGCUGGCGCGGCUACGUCGUCGUGGGGUGCUACAGCAUCCUGGACGGGCACGACGAGGUGCGCUUCUACGCGCGCGACGCGAAGCUCGACAACCGCUUCGCGAAGAUCGUGCGCGUGCAGUCGCAGGUGUUCGUGCUGGACAUGCUCGGGGACCAGCUCGUCGUGUUCGGCGCUGACGCCCUGGUCACGAUAUAUGAGCUGGAUUGUGUGGACAAUAGCGGCAACAUCGAGCUGCGCUGCGUGCAGGCGGUGGACGUGUCCGCGCUGUCGCACCCCGCGUGCGUGGUGUCCGCGUCGCUGUGCCGCCUGCACGACGCGCCGCCGCACGCGCGCGCCCCCCGCGCCGCGCCGCUCUCCGCGCCCGACUCGCUGGUUUUAAAUGCAAGCGGAAAACUGAUGAUGGUGCAGAGAGAAGAAUACGAUGUUGAUGAAGACAACAAUCCAGCUUACAGCUGCCUCCCAGCGACAGUUCUAGCAUCCUGCGUGGAAAGUGUCUGGUCAUCCAACAACAGCGGUACGCAGACGCAACUGUCGCGCGCGCUAUGGCUCUGGUGCGGAUCGUUGGGUGCGCGUGUGUGGCUGCCCUUACUGCCGCGCGAUGCGACGCGGCGACCCGACCCGUCUAGGCACACCUUUAUGGCCAAACGGAUCAUGCUCCCGUUCCAUCUGAAUAUAUAUCCAUUGACGAUACUAUUUGAUGACGCCAUCUUAUUGGGGGCCGAAAAUGACACGACGCUCUACACGUCCGACUCGAACUCAGUGUUUUCACUGCCAUUCUGCGUCAUCAAUAGAACGAGCCAAGUGUACCUGCACCAGAUCCUGCGGCAGCUGCUGCGCAGGAACCUCGGCUAUCACGCGUGGGAGAUAGCUCGCUCGUGCUCCGCGCUGCCCUACUUCCCGCACUCGCUCGAGCUCUUGCUCCAUGAGGUGUUAGAGGAAGAAGCUACAAGUAAAGAGCCAAUCCCCGACGCGCAGCUGCCGAGCGUCAUUGAGUUUGUACAUGAAUUCCCUGUGUACUUGCAGACGGUAGUACAGUGCGCAAGAAAAACGGAGAUAGCACUAUGGGCGUAUCUAUUCUCAGCAGCCGGAAAGCCCAAGGAAUUGUUUCAGGAGUGCUUGCAGAGGAAAAUGUUGGACACCGCUGCCUCGUAUCUCAUUAUCUUACAGAAUCUAGAAAGUUCGACCGUAAGCAGGCAACUGGCCACUCAGUUGUUGGACACGGCGCUGCAACAGGAGCGCUGGGACCUCGCCCGGGACUUGGUGCGGUUCCUAAGAGCUAUUGAUCCUAAUGACGUAGAUUCUCCGAGAAAUUCAGUCAAUGUGCAAACGAAGUAUGGACAAGUUGUACAAUCACAAACCGUCAGUCCCAACGCUGAAGAUUUGUCUGUGAUAUUAGGGAGUAUGCAGCUGUCGGGCGCGCGCGGGCGCAGCUUCAGCACGACGGCGGCGCCGCGCGAGCCGUCCCCGCCGGGCGCGCCCGCCGCGCCGCCCGCGCCGCGCCGCGCCGCGCCCGCCGCGCCCGCCGCCGUCAAGCGCAAGAAGUCCGUGCCCGCGCGCAGCGACCGGGAGUCGUACAACGGCACAGCGGAGGAGUUCUUCAUAGACAUGAUGAUCCAGCGGCACGCCCGCCUGCUCCUGUCGACGGCCAGGCUCGUGUCCCUCGGGCGCCUGGCGGCGGCGCUCGACCUGCACCUCGUGGGCUGGCUGGCCGGCGAGAGGGAGAGGGCCGCCAGGGUGGACAGCGCCGUGCUGUGCCUCAAGCGGCUGCACGAGGACUUCAGCUGGCCCUACCCGACUGCCACGGAGGACGCCUAUGUGCAGAGGAAGAGCAGUGUCGUGCAUAGCACGUACAGCGCGUCGGCGGAGGGCGGCAGCCAGUGCGGCGACAGCGGGUACAUGAGCCUGUCGCUGCGCGCCGCGCUGCCGCUCGCCGGCGCGCCGCGCUCGCCCCCGCCCGCCAGCUCGGCGGGCGAAGGCAGCGUGGCGGAGGGCGGCGGCGUGGCGUGGGGCGAGGCGGAGGGCGAGGAGCGGCGCUACGCGGCGCUCAUGGAGCGCCUGCACCUGCACCAGGCCGAGCGCGGCGACCACAGCGCGCACGUGCAGCUCAGAUACUACCUGCAGCUGAUGACGGAGGCGAGCUGCGUGGAGUGGGCGCUGGUGGUGGCGGUGGCGCUGCGCGACGCGCUCGCCGUGCUGCGCUGCGCCAACGCGGCGCGCGCGCACGACGUCAGCCUGCCCGCCGCGCGCCGCCUGCGCAACGCGCUCGCCGACCUCAUGCGCUGGGCGGACGAGGAGUGCAUCGGCUACAAACCGUUCAUGCUAGCCAUCAGCAACCAAAUACCGUUCCUGACGUCUAUAAUCAACGCGCGAGAACGGCGGAUGUCCAUGGUGCAAACCCGAGUGCGGACCCACAGUACGGGCUCACUUAACGCGGAGCCGAAACAAACGCAGGAACCCAAACUGCCCCCACCACAAAAGGCCCAAGAGGUUAAGUCGGUGAGGAAAGAUUCGCCCGUCACCAUGCCAGAACCAGCUGCUACUACAGUACCUCAGCCACAGGAACAAUUGCACGAAGACAACGCGUCCAAUUGUGCCAUAAUGUAAAGUGUAUACAUAUCGAUUGUUUUGUAAUACGAAUGGUCAAAAUUUGGAAAUCAUGUUUUUUUUUUGUGAAUAAAGUGUUUAUAUGUAUUUGUGUGUACUGCAUGGAUGUAUUCGGGUUAGGGGGUACAAGGGGGUUGUGUUCCACAGAAAAAUAGCGCGUGUGAAUCAAGUAGGGUGCAAAUACAAAUUUGCACCUUAAAGUCAUAAUAAUAAUAGUUAUAGUAGUUAAUAUUUUGUUGUAUUUUAACAGUGUUGGCGUUAUAAAUUGGUCAUAAGGUAACAGAUUCAUUAAUUUUUUUUUCAUUAUUUUUAAGAAUAUACUUUUGUCUAUAAAUUUUUAACCUUUUGUAUCAAUUCGG
Molecule: messenger RNA, 4793 nt
Organism: Zerene cesonia (dogface butterfly)
Lineage: Eukaryota; Metazoa; Arthropoda; Insecta; Lepidoptera; Pieridae
Gene: Rich
Product: guanine nucleotide exchange factor subunit Rich
Exons: 27
Coding region: 223-4434 (1403 amino acids)
Biological process (GO): retrograde transport, endosome to Golgi; intracellular protein transport
Cellular component (GO): cytosol; Ric1-Rgp1 guanyl-nucleotide exchange factor complex; Golgi membrane
Molecular function (GO): protein binding
Source: RefSeq, a predicted model, not a curated record